AAAAUGGCGGUAAUGUGGUAAAACAACUUUACAAGAAGACUUCUUCACUGAAAAUUAGAGUAAUAUUCAUCACCUUUGUUCUCUCUAAAAUGACAUCCACACCAAACAAGAGGCCAAAAUUAAACAGUGAGAGUCCUAGCCUAGAGAGUUCAAGACCUGACUCUCAAAGUAGAGAAUCGACAGAGAGUGCAGCAUCCGUAGUAUCUUCCUUAGGCCAGUCAUCCUCUACUUAUCACUGGGUAUUAGCAACAGGCCCAUCAAAUUUGUUACCAGAGAAUGUGAGUCACUGGGGAAAGAAAAAUAUAGAGGAUCUCAAUAUUAGAAUUGCUUUUGAGCCUGAGACCACCCCAUAUGAUUUAUUGACAGAAAGAUCUUGGAAUGGAAGGAGAAAGGGAAUGGGUUUUCCUGUGAACUUCAGUGUUUUUGAUGCUGAAGAAAAACAAAAUCGAGAUGCUGAGGAAAACUUCAAAAUAAAGAAGCUGAUGGAAUUUGUGAAAAGCAGUGGGUUUUUGAAAAUAAUUGAAGAAUUAAAUUAUUCCUCAUUUGAAGAAUUCAACAUAACCACACUGAUGAAACUUAAGUCUUUUAGCAAACAGUCAUAUAUUCCUAAAUAUUUACCUGGAGAAUUUGAUGCAUGGUUUCGAAGAUUUGAUGUUGAGGUGAAAAAUUUCAUUAAGAUUUUAUCAAGAGUGGUUGAAAAUGUGAUAGAAGGAGUGCUGAAUCUCAAGUAUCUGUUCCAACAUCUAUUUGAUGCCUUUGUGAAGAUAUUUGGAAUGCACAGUGGAAUAAGUUUUGAACCCAAUGUACAUGUCCAAACACUGGAAAUUGGAGAAGCAGAAGUGAAGGGUUCCCCAGAUAUAAUUUAUUAUCAUCACAGAAUCAGAGAGGGGGAAGACACCAGACUGGAGAAGUAUGUGGUUGCUGUGUGUGAGGUGAAGAAAGAUAAACCUUUGCCAGCUGAAAAGAGCUCAUCACCACCAAGUAAUAAAACAAGAUAUAAACCUGAUUCAGCUGAAAAUAGCUCAUCACCACCAAGUAAUAAAACAAGAUAUAAACCUGAUUCAGCUGAGGUGUCCUCCUCCUCCACCCAAGACAGAGACUCUCAUAAAGACAUCUUACAGAUUACAGAAAAAUUGAUUGGGCAGCACUGUGGAGAGCUCUUGUUUAACUUUGGGGAGUCAAUACAUUGCAAUUCAGUGUUUGGAAUUGUUGUCCAACAAACAUAUGUUACAAUUGCAGAACUUGGAAUGACAGAUAUUCAGCAUCUUAAAUUAAAGGAAGGCAGAUUCAAGCAAACUGAUGAAGAUAGGCCUUCUUUCAUAUUUACCAAGCCUUACAACUUUCUAAAAGUAGAAGAUUUGGAGAAGUUACUAGAGCCUUUCAUCAAAUUUGGACUUGAACAGGGGGAAUAAGUUAUGAUUAUGAAAUGUGUUAUUCACUUAUUCAAUAGAUUGUAGAGCAGCCUGUGUUGGUUUAUUCCCCGAACGUCUACUGGCUAAAACAACUAUUUAAUUAUCACACUCAAUUAAGAGGCCCUCUAAGGGGUCCAGGUAGAGUUUACCUGUGUUACCUUGAUUGAACAAAGUAGUCAAAAUCAAAUAAUUUAAUAUUUACUGAUAAAACUGUGUACUAAAGCAUAGAUUUAUUGAUUAAAUACUUGCUAUAAUUGAAGACACUAAACAAUUAAAUAUUUUUUCAUGUACAUGUAAUAAACAAUUUAUUAUAAAUUAUUUUCAAUUAAGCAUAACUUUUUUUAACCUAACACUUGGCACUUAAUUGAAGCAUCACUGAAACCACAUUUUAACAUUUUAAGCUUUGUUUAAUCUAUAUUAAACAUGGAGAACUUUUUUCACAUCGCAUUUACAGGUCCAUAGAACGAAAAGGGGGGAGGGGGCAUUUUUCUACAAACAGAAAAAGUCCACCCCUCCCCACACACGAACACACAAAAUAGGAUUUUCAAGGUUUUUUUUUUUAAUUAUUUAAAUUUUACUUGUUAGAUUUCUCUGGGGGGUUGCCCCUUCUCCCAGUUUAAA
This is a messenger RNA of Saccostrea echinata, 2033 nucleotides long. RefSeq lists its product as uncharacterized. The record is from RefSeq and is a predicted model, not a curated record. Bases 90 to 1412 code for a protein of 440 amino acids. The transcript has 6 exons. NCBI's taxonomy places the organism in Eukaryota, Metazoa, Mollusca, Bivalvia, Ostreida, Ostreidae.